Messenger RNA from Quercus lobata, 1089 nucleotides. RefSeq lists its product as uncharacterized. The transcript has a single exon. The coding region runs from base 1 to 1089 and encodes 362 amino acids. Lineage: Eukaryota; Viridiplantae; Streptophyta; Magnoliopsida; Fagales; Fagaceae. Gene Ontology annotation, molecular function: nucleic acid binding; zinc ion binding. The record is from RefSeq and is a predicted model, not a curated record.
AUGGCAGAAGAACUAGAACAGCUUUGGAAAAAACUCUCCUUCACGGAGGAGGAAGACGAAGACAUAGUCUUGGGAGAAAAUAGCACAAAAACAGCAAAAGAACUAGGCAAAAACUGCCUAGUCAUGAAGGUCCUUACCCAGCGUAGCAUCAACAUAGAAGCCCUGAGGAAAACCAUGAGGAUGCUAUGGAAGACAAACAAGACUGUUCAAAUAUCGGAGAUUGAAGAAGAACUUUUCCUAGUGGAAUUCAGUGACCCAAAAGACAAAAAGAAAAUCAUGGAAAUGUGCCCAUGGAGCUUUGAGAAAAAUUUGGUGCUUCUACAGGAGUUCUCAGGCGAACUGGUCCCAAAGGAAGUAGACCUUAAAUGGUCACCCUUCUGGGUCCAAAUCUCAAACCUCCCUCUUAAAAGCAGAACUAGGGAGACAGGCAUGGAGAUUGGCAGCAAACUUGGGAAAGUCCUUGAUGUUGAUGUCUCGGAGAAAGGCGUUCAAUGGGGACGGUACCUACGGGUUAGAAUCCAGAUGGAUGUUACAAAGAAACUUAUCCGGGCAAAGAAGGUUAGCAUUGAGAAUGAUGAACCAAGAUGGGUUUUCUUCCAAUAUGAAAGAUUACCAAAUUUUUGUUACCUGUGUGGCAAAAUCGGACACAGCGAACGCGAAUGCUCUGAAAAGGGAGAAACUAACGGUGGGGUUGGAAAAGAAAAACACCAAUAUGGGGCUUGGCUACGCGCCGAACCGGUGAAGCGUUCAGGCUUUAGCUUUGGGACACCGAACCAGAGAUCUGAUGAGUCCGAUCAGGCCCUGGGUGGCUCUUGGAAGGAAGCAAACACAGCUGACAGGCACGUGCACCAUGUGCCCCAAACUCCCUCAUUGGGUGCGGUGACAUCAGUCCGAAAAGGUGAGUUGACAACAGGCAGUAUCCCAGACCUGCCACAAGAAAAAGAUAUUGGAAAAGAAAUUGGCAAAAAGCCUGACACUGGUUUGACAAAACAAACAGUUGAGGUUCAACACGCUACGGCGUCAACAGUUCGCACGCUUGGAGAAGCUCAAAAAAUGACAGAAAGCAAGGGACAAAAUGACAACUCCUAG